Molecule: messenger RNA, 4167 nt
Organism: Saprolegnia parasitica CBS 223.65
Lineage: Eukaryota; Oomycota; Saprolegniomycetes; Saprolegniales; Saprolegniaceae
Exons: 15
Coding region: 1-4167 (1388 amino acids)
Biological process (GO): intraciliary retrograde transport; cilium assembly
Cellular component (GO): cilium; intraciliary transport particle A
Molecular function (GO): protein binding
Source: RefSeq, a predicted model, not a curated record
AUGAAGCGCCUCUUCAAGCUUCCGUCCAAGUACCAUGGCGUCGGGCCCGUGACCUUUGCAUGGCAGCCCAAGGGCAACUUCCUCGCGACGGCCGGCAAGAACGGCUUGGUGCACAUCAUUGACCGGCAAGGCGUCCAGUACGAUGAGAUCGGUCUCGACAUGUCGACGCCGGUCGUCGCGCUCGAGUGGGACCGCGACGGCAACACGCUUGCGAUCCUCCAGUCGGGCAACGGCCUCAUCCCGCUCUGGGACCUCUCGACGCGCUCGACGCAGAACAUCGACACCAACAUGAAGGACCCGUCGUUCAUCAAGUGGUCGUCGUCCGGCAUCCAGCUCGCGAUCGGGACGGCCAAGGGCAACCUCGUACUCUACAACAAGUCAACGCGCAAGCUCGUCCCGAUUCUCGGAAAACACUCUAAGAAAAUCACAUGCGGCGUCUGGAACAGCGAAGAUCUCCUCGUGCUCGGCGCCGAAGAUAGAAUGGUGACGAUUAGCAACGCCGCAGGCGACACGGUCCAGCAGCGCGAGCUCAAGUACGCGCCCGUCGAGUGCAAGUUUGGUCGGCAGAAAGGCGACCCUGGUGGCCCCAAGGCGCCCGAGAAUGUCGUCGCUAUCAACGUCUCCAAGUCCCUCAUUUUGCUCAACAUCAACGACCCCGACAACCCGAUCGAGCUCACGUUCCAGAGCCACUAUGGCACGAUCAAGUCGUUCGACUGGUUUGGCGGCGGGUACCUCAUGCUCGCCUUCUCGGAAGGCUUUGUCAUUUGCAUUUCGACGCAGAUCGAUGAAAUCGGCGAAGAGCAAUUCUCGGGGCGCUUCUUCUCGGAGCGAACGUACGCGGUGUGCUACUCGGCGGCGCUCAACCGCGUCGCGAUGAGCGGCGAGUCGGGCAUCAAGGUCAUCGACCUCGGUAACUACACCGAGAUCAAGGGCGACGCUGUCAAGCUUUCCGACGCCGAGGACAACGAAGCCAAUCUCAUGAGCUUUACCUCGGACGGCCAGAUCCUCACGGUGGCGACCCAAGGUGGCAUCGUGCAGACGUUCCUUGCGCGGAUUGUCAACAUCUUUGACCACGUCGGCAACUACGUCGUCUAUCUGAGCUCGCUGCGGGAACUCACGAUCGUCGACACCCUCGGGCGCGCAAGUCCGAUCAACAUUCAAGUGUCCAUCGAGCCUUCGUUCAUCGCGAUCGGCCCGCGCCACGUCGCUGUCGGCAUGAACAACCGCCAGCAGUACCUCGGGCGCGUCACGAGCGUCAAGCUCAACCGCGAGUACGCGGCCGUGCUCAGUGAUGGCAAAGUGUUGCUGCACCCAAUCGAGCCUACGUCGUCGAACGGUACGGAAGGAGAUAGUAUGCGUCUCCAUCGACGGCAACGUGGUCUAGGCGCCGAGCAGUCCAAGACGUUUCCCGAGACGCACGGGCGCGACGAGUCGCUGCAAGAAAUCAGCUCGAUCGCGAUCACCAAAGAUUUUUUCAUCUUUUCGACGGCGAAUGGCAACGGCACGGUCCAGUUCUUCUACCUCCAAGAGUGGAAGCUGCUCGAGGGCUGCUGCUACCGACACGAUGAAGGCAUUGGCAUCGUGCACAUUGCACCCAACACGCAAGGCACCAAGAUCGUCUUUAUGGACUCGCGCCGCCGCGGCUACAUGCUCAACUCGACGAACCGCGAGGCGAUCCCGAUCCCGAGCAUGCCGAGUGCCACAAGUGCGAUCCUCUGGGACACGAUGGAUCCGACCGUGUUUGUCGCCGUCGAAACAAGCGACUUUGCCGUCUUCGUCUACUCGGAGCUCACGAUUAACGGCCCGGAAGUCACGCAGCUCGGCACGAUGGACAUUGACAACAAUGGCGAGUAUGUGAUCAAGCCGGCGACGACCAAGAUUCCGUCGGGGCACGCGGCGAUCCUCUUUUGCGACGGCAGCCUCACAUGCCAGCAGCCAGGCGGACAGCUCAUGACCGUAGUGGCCGGUACCCACGACGCCCUCCAAAAAGGUACGACACGCGACUCGGACAAGGCCAUCUUCAAGCAAACGCUCGCCUUGUGCCGCAUGAGCAACGCAUGGAAGGCGGCGGUCGCGAUCGAAAGCCGCGAGUACUGGCUCGCCCUCGCCAGCCGGGCGAUGCAUUUGCUCGACAUUUCGCUCUCCAAACGCGUGUACCGGCAGUUGGGCGACGCCGGCAUGGUCCUCGGGCUUGAUCGCAUCGAGCACGUCGAGGACAAGAACCUCCUCGCCGGCCACGUGUCGAUGCUCUUCGGUCAGUACGACCAAGCCCAAAAGCUCUUUUUGGCGUCCUGCGACCCCAUGGCCGCCCUCUCGAUGCAGCGCUACUUGCUGCAGUGGGACCAAGCCCUCUUGCUCGCCGACUCGCUCGCAGUGCACCUUGUGCCCGAGCUCAGUGCGUCGUAUGCCGCGCAGCUCGAAUUCAAGGGGGAUUUUGACGGCGCGCUGAAAAUGUACGAGCACGCAUGCAAUGCGAUGGACCCGCUUGGAACGCCCGUCGUCGCCUCCGAGAAGAUCCAGGCCCAGUGUAUGGCUGGAAUUGCGCGCUGCACACUGCGGCUCGGCGACCUCCGCCGCGGCAUUCGACUCAUCUCGGACCUCAACGACGUGAUGUUGAGCAACGAAGGCGCGCUCAUCCUAGAGGGCCUCAAGCAGUUCUCGGACGCUGCCGCCUUGUACGAGAAGGGUCAGCAGUACGAAAAAGCGGCACAGAUUUACAUUCAAAUGAAGCAGCUGGGGAAGGCUGCGCCGUUAAUGGCCAAGGUCACGGUGCCGAAAGUCCACGCGCAGUUUGCCAAGGCGAAAGAAGCGAUGGGCGAGUUCAGCGCGGCGUCGGACGCGUACGAGGCUGCGAACGACAUGGACAAUGUGGUGCGCAUUCAGCUCGAGCACCUCAACAGCCCCGAGCGGGCGUUUGCGAUCGUGAAAGCGACCAAGUCCUCGGAAGGCGCGUCCGUGGUGGCCAAGCACUGUAUCGAUACGGGCAACUACGCGGCUGCGAUCGACUUUCUCCUCAUGGCCAACCGCGAAGAAGAGGCGUUCCAGCUCGCCCAGCAGCACAACGAGAUUGACGCGUUCACGCAAAUUAUUGGUGAAGCCAUUUCGGCGGAUCGGGCGCUCAAGAUUGCGCAGCACUACGAGCAGACGCAGGCGUAUGCGAGGGCGGGCGAGUUCUACCAAGUGUGUGGCAACUACCACAAGGCGCUUCGGCUCUUCCUCCAGUGCGGCGAAUCGGAGCUCGGAAACGCCAUUGACGUGGUUGGGAAGGCGCGCAACGACAUGCUCACGCAUACGCUCAUCGACUUUCUCAUGGGCGACACGGACGGGAUUCCAAAGGACCCGAAUUAUAUCUUUCGGCUGUACAUGGCACUUGGCAACUAUGCACAGGCGGCGAAAACCGCCAUCAUCAUUGCGCGCCAAGAGCAAGAGCUCGGCAACUACAAGGUGGCCCACGACGUGCUCGUCGAGACGCACCGGCAGCUGCUGCUGCACAAGAUCCACGUGAACCAAGACUUGCGCAACUCGCUCACAUUGCUCCACAGCUACGUUGUUGUCAAGAAGCUCGUCAAGCGCGGCGACCACGUAGCGGCCGCCAAGAUGCUCCUCCGCGUCGCCAAGAGCAUUUCCAAAUUCCCGACGCACGUGUCCAACAUUUUGAUUUCGGUCGUCAUCGAGUGUCAGCGCGCGGGCUUAAAAGGAAGCAGCUACGAGUACGCGACGAUGCUCAUGCGCCCCGAGUACCGCAACUCGAUCGAGAAGGAGAUCAAGCGCAAGAUCGAGGCCAUCGUGCGCCGGCCCAACAAGGAGCAGCCGCCGGACAACACGACACCGUGUCCCUUCUGUGCGCACCCAGUCAUCGACGUCGACUUGGACUGCACUCAGUGCAAGAACUGGAUUCCCUACUGCGCCGUGACGGGCUACCACAUGGUCAAGGCAGACUGGAGCGUGUGCCCCCACUGCCAGUUUCCAGCUCUCUACUCACACUUUACGGCGCACCUCCAAGCCGAUCCUGCGUGUCCGAUGUGCGACAAGGAGCUCAAGCCCGACGACAUUACACAAGUCCAAGAGAACGAAGUCAAGCUCUCGACGAUCGAGCUGCAAGCGCCCGAGCCAACGACCGAGAAAAAGGCCGCCAAGGACACCAAGCAAGGCGACCUCUUUGCGUAG